UGCCUUAAAAUAGAGGAGAAAACUUAGGGUUAGGAUUUAUUACUUUAUUAUUAUUACUAUAAUAAUUUGAUUAGGUGGCAGUGGAGGCUUAGCGGUUAAGGCUCUGGGUUACUGAUAGGAAAGUCGGGGGUUUGAGCCCCAGCACUGCCAAGCUGCCACUGUUGGGCCCUUGAGCAAGGCCCUUAACCCUCUCUGCUGCAGGGGGCGCUAUAUCAUGGCUGACCCUGCACUCUGACCCCAACUUCCUAACAUGCUGGUGUAUGCAAAUAAAACUGCUGUAAAGUAUACAUGACCAAUAAAGACUCAUUAUUACUUCAAUGGCAUAAUCCAGUUACAUCAACAUUACUGAUUUUAGAUUUUUUUAGUCAGAGACAGACAAAUAUCAAGCAUUAGGGUUAGGGUUCCUAUUGUUAAGUACACAUUUUUACUGUAGGCUAUUUUAAUAAAUUUGGACCAAGAUAGAUAGAUAGAAAGAUAGAUAGAUAGAUAGAUAGAUAGGUAGGUAGAUGGGUAGGUAGGUAGAUAGAUAGAUAGGUAGAUGGGUAGAUAGAUAGAUAGAGUACUUGGAUAGAUUAAAUCUGAGUUGUAACUCAGACACAAUGCAGAAACACGUCACUGUUCUUUCUCUCACUUUUUUUGUUUUUAUUAAGUUGUAUUUAUUUAUUUAUUUAUUUUAAUUUUUUUUAGAGAAACCUGUCUUCAGUGCCCUUUCCGACAUUGCUCGCAGCUAGUCAGAUCCUUUCUUCCACAUUUAGGCUCCGCCUCCUGACACGCGUAUAAAAAUCCCAUAAACGCGCGCGCAGUGUGUCCUGUAGAAUCAUGUACGAUUCGCUCGCGCUGCUGCUGCACAGGCUCGUGCUCUUCUCCGACUUGAGCGCGCUCAAAAGCGCGUGGCCGUGGCAGAGGGCGCGAGAAAGCGCGGCCCCGACACCACCACCUACACCUUCUCUUCCUGCAGCGCACGCGCUCCCGUUGUGCCGCGGGGACAUGCUUGAGGUGCCGCGCACGCUUUUCGUGCACUUCGGUAUCUAUCUCGGUGACGACCGCGUGGCGCACCUCGUGCCCGACAUCCUGCCCGUGCUCACCGGAGAGCGCGCGCUCACCGCGGUCACCAACGCGCGCCUCGUGCUCGGCUGCAUGUGCCGGCGCGCGAGCGUACGUGUGGAUUCAGUGGCAGACUUCGCGUACGGCGCCACGGUGCGCGUGAACGCGAUGGACUACAGGCUCUCCGACGUGCGCGCCAUGGAGGGAGAGGAGGUUGCGCGCAGGGCCGAGAGGUGCGUAGGUCACGUGACCUACAGCCUGCUGUGGAAUAACUGCGAACACUUCGUCACGUCCUGUCGGUACGGUACACCUGUGAGCCUGCAGACCGACCAGUUCUGUAGUGGAGUGAAGGCGGUUGUUCGGGAUCAGAGGAGCGUCCUUCUCUCUCUCCUCCUGGGUCUCAUCUCCAUCAUUUACUUUGGUCUGGUACCAGUGACAACGUUACCCACAAUCCUCAUCUCCUUCACGUUAUGGAUGGCCGGCUGAGGUGACACACACAAAAUCCAUUGGACUACACGUGGUAGAGACGUUCUGUGUCCUCGCGUCACACUUCAGUCUUAUCCUGUGUUCCAGUACUGUUUACUUCUGUUCACUUCCUCUAAACACUUUUUAGUGCACACAAGAAACACAUGAUCGAGGGCUUUUCACUGCGAGUGCACGUCCCUUUAAUACGGGCAGCGUUUCAUUACAGGUGACUAGUGUACCUAACGAGUGUGCACACUAGCUGCAGUGUUGACUUGCUGAACAAAGUGUGUUUAAAAUGAUUGUUUUUCUCAGAACUGAUUAAUCUGCUAUUUUUGCUGUUGUGAAAAGACUGCAGUGCAUUCUGGGAAAAUUACACACACACACACACACACACACACAGUGACUUUGUCAGGCUGUGUAACAUAUUGGAGCCCUUAUGUGGUGAGGGGAAGUGAGCAAGUGCACAUAAACAGCUAUAACAGUAGUGGAAUACGGCCAAUAUUUAAAUAAUAUACAGAAUAGUCAAGUCUUUACUGAACUGUUUAUAGUUAUAUACAGUGUAAUGAUGACUUUCACAUAGUGUGUGUGUGUGUGUGUGUGUGUACAAUGAUGUAUAUAAUUAUUACUCAGUUUUUAAGCACUGAAGCAGAUCUGUGUUCUAGUUUAUAAGCUGAAAAUUUGUGUACAAUAAAAAAAAUAUUUUAGAAUCUAUUUUGAGUAUAUUUACAUGUUUUAAACUGAAUACAAACUACUGAUACUCAGCGUUACUGAAAAAGUGUUACUGAGUUUAAAGUGUGUACAUCUGUCUAAUAUGAAAAUCUUCAUCUGGUUUUAUUUGUUUUGUUUUUAUUCAUUACUUUAGUGACAUGGCUGCUUUAUCUAGCCAUAGAUUAAUCAGACCAAAUUCUAUUCAAAAUCAACAUGACUAUUAUCAUAUAAAAUAUUUAUUUAAAAAAAUGCAUUUAAAUUACAUUUCUAUAAAAAGCUGUUAACAUACAGCACACAGAGUGACCAAUCAGAGUGCAGCUGUAUAAAGCUCAGAUCUGUCCAUCGACCAAUAAAAUGACAGCAAUGCAUCAUGAAGCUUAUCCUCUCCACCAAUCAGCUCACCGAGAAAAAACUCAAAAAGACAAUUUAAUGAAAAGGUUUUGCUUAAAGUUGUUAUCAGUUAUCAGAAAUCCGUUUCACCUAACACAGAUAAGCGUGGAGAUCAUCUGUGUGUGAGCUUCCAAAAGAAUAACGUGACCUUUAUCCCUGACAAAAGUUAUUUUUUAUUAUUAUUCAGUAAUUUACAAUAUACUUGUUUAUAUAAACAUCUUCAUGGCUGACAAUCUGCAUUAAAACAUAAACAACCGAUUCAUUUGACUUUUCUUCUGAUAUGUUUGUAUCUCUUUACAUAAUGAACUAUAGUUAUAUAAUAAAAUAUAAUGAUAUAAUUAAACCAUAUUUGAUCAUUUUCUUUAAAACAAGUAGUGACUACAAAACACACCUUUUAUCACAUUUCAUUCAAAAUAUCAGAAUUAUAAAACUUAAUAACGCAGUUAUGUAUUCUUAUGAACACCUGCAUUGAGUAAAGUGUUAUUUUUAAUAAAAGUGAAUGAACACAAUGCACACGACUGUAAAUAUAUCACUGUGUUUAUUCCUGAGAAAGUUUAUAUUAAAUAUUUAACACUUCACAACAGUUACUGAACCUGAAUAAUGUGGAUUUAUAAAUAAAGUGAAUAUUUAGGAUUUAAACCAGUCAGUAAUUUACACUGAGAGACAGCGCCAUCUAGUGUACAGACAUCAUCACUCACUGACUCAUUCAUUCAAUUAAAUAAAUAUUCUUUGAUGGAAGAUAAUAAUAAUAAUAAUAAUAAUAGUGUAUAAUUUUAAAAAAGUGUCAAAUAAAAGUGUGUGUGUGAGUUUCUCAAAAUGUAUGUUUACUCUUAUGUACAGAGGAUUUUCAGUUCCUGAGACCUAAAAUAUGUCUAAUUAAAUGUCAAUUAGUGACAUAGAUAAAGCAUUUCUGUAUUGUAUUAAUAAACUACUGAACUCUGCUGUUA
This is a messenger RNA of Ictalurus furcatus (blue catfish), 3554 nucleotides long. RefSeq names its product lecithin retinol acyltransferase a (gene lrata). The transcript is spliced from 2 exons. Bases 820 to 1530 code for a protein of 236 amino acids. Gene Ontology annotation, molecular function: phosphatidylcholine-retinol O-acyltransferase activity. The record is from RefSeq and is a predicted model, not a curated record. Gene Ontology annotation, biological process: retinol metabolic process. Lineage: Eukaryota; Metazoa; Chordata; Actinopteri; Siluriformes; Ictaluridae.